GCUGUUCCAUCGCCGUAAAGUGCUUCGAUAUUGCAGCCGUCGUAGUGUCGGUGGCUAACAGUAAACAGCGAUAAAUUGAUUAAAGGAUUCUUCUAAACGGGGUGAUUUAGAUUUUUUCUUUUGGGUGGUUUGAUAACAGUUUGUUACGAUGGCUGAAAAAUUCGAUAACCUCGAAGAGCAUCUGGAGAAAUUCAUCGAGAACAUUCGACAGCUGGGAAUCAUCGUCAGCGACUUUCAGCCCAGCAGCCAAGCAGGACUCAACCAGAAACUAAAUUUCAUGAUAUCCGGCCUACAAGACAUCGAGAAGUGCCGUCAGCAGCUUCAUGAGAUCAACGUCCCUCUGGAGGUCUUUGAAUACAUUGACCAAGGUCGAAACCCUCAGCUGUACACAAAGGAAUGUCUGGAGAGAGCCUUGGCGAGGAACGAGCAGGUCAAAGGAAAGAUAGACACAAUGACGAAAUUCAAGAGCCUUUUAAUUUCUGAGCUCAGCAAAGUUUUUCCAGAGGAGAUGGCCAAGUAUAAGGCUAUACACGGAGAAGACGCCCCCUCCUAGUGACCGCUGCACCAACAGCCCUGACCUUCAACCUGUGACCCUUGAAAUGAAAGCAUGGAUGAAGUUUGGUCGAGCAGGAUCCUCUGUGGUUGCCAGCAGAACAUGAUAAUACCCGAUUAUUAUUUGUCAUAAAUGUUGCGAUGCUGUCUGUGAGCUGCUGAUUGGUUUCCCGAGGGAAGAGGUUUUUAUUUCUGGUCAGCACCCUGACUCAGCCAAUCCUGUCCUGUCGCUACAUUUAAACUUCAUGUAAAGAAUUACAAAUAAACAGCAAGUUGAGAGGGGAAACAGAUACUUUUAUGCACUGGUUUGUUAACUCGCAAGGGUACACAUUCAUUUUUUUUAUGCCCCUGUUGAUGCACGGAUACUGAAUUAGCAGCGGAAUAUCUUUUUUUGGUUUAAAUUUUAUUUUUUUUAAAGCUGCAAGACUCCUGUCUGAUCCUGCAUUAAAGAAUUUACUCCAUCAGAUGUACAUACGAUCUAUUUAUACUCUGCCUUUUUGUAAUGCUUCCCAACCAUUGUGCAACAUACAUUUGUAAAACCCGCAGUUCAUAACAUUUUGUAUCAAGCUCAGGUUUCUAAUGGCCAUGAUUAAUGAAUGCAAAUGUCAUUUGAAGGUAAUUCUGUGCCUGAUCACGUGACAUGGUCAGAAAUGAGUCCACCAUUUCUUUGUAACUCGUUUGUAUUAUAGUGUUUGUUAAUAAAUGAUCCUUUUGGACUGA
Molecule: messenger RNA, 1272 nt
Organism: Stegastes partitus (bicolor damselfish)
Lineage: Eukaryota; Metazoa; Chordata; Actinopteri; Pomacentridae
Gene: med10
Product: mediator complex subunit 10
Exons: 4
Coding region: 149-553 (134 amino acids)
Biological process (GO): regulation of transcription by RNA polymerase II
Cellular component (GO): mediator complex
Molecular function (GO): transcription coregulator activity
Source: RefSeq, a predicted model, not a curated record